AGGGUGCGACUCGACACAAAAUGAAACGCAGCCUUGGUUGCUACAGGUGAAAUUUUGUUUACAUCCGGGUUGUUUCGGACGAUAACAACACACAACACGCAUAGAAGCAGCUAACCCUGUGUAGUGUAGUUGCUAAGCCGAUUUGACACUACGAUGGCAGGGGAGACAGAAGACGAGAUACCUGAAACGGGAGCAGUCUUCACCUUUGGAAAAAGCAAAUUUGCAGAUAACAUCCCCAGUAAAUUUUGGCUGAAAAAUGAUGUACCUCUGAAAAUCACCUGUGGGGAUGAGCACACAGCAUUGAUAACAGAGAAUGGCAAGCUUUUCAUGUUUGGCAGUAACAACUGGGGUCAGCUGGGUUUGGGAUCAAAGACCAUGGUGAACAAGCCCACUUGUGUGAAAGCUUUGAAGUCUGAAAAGGUGCGGCUUGCAGCCUGUGGAAGAAAUCACACUAUAGUUUACACUUGUAAGUACACACUCGGGGGAAACGUGUACUCUACCGGUGGAAACAACGAAGGUCAGCUAGGUCUGGGAGACUGUGAGGAGAGGACAGCCUUCCAAUUGGUGGACUUCUUCAGUUCACAUGGACCAAUCAAAAUGCUUUCUGCCGGCUCCAACACCUCUGCUGCCCUCACAGAGAGUGGGACGCUGUUCAUGUGGGGUGACAACACUGAGGGUCAGAUCGGCCUGGGGAAGGAGAGCAGUGCCCUGACCCCCCAGGUGGUCACUGUGGGUCGGCCAGUGGCCUGGGUAUCCUGUGGGUACUACCACUCUGCCUUCGUCACUGUUGACGGGGGCCUGUACACAUUUGGGGAGUGCGACAGCGGCAAACUGGGCCUGGCCACGGGUCAGCUCGAUGGACACCGCAUGCCCCAGCUGGUGAAGGGCAUCACAGACCAGGUGACCCAGGUGGCAUGUGGAAGCGGGCACACCGUGGCUGUGACAGAGGAGGACCUGUACACCUUUGGCCUGGGUCAGUUUGGUCAGCUGGGCCAGGGGACCUUCAUCUUUGAGGCGAGGCUGCCCAGAGCGGUGGAUCACUUCAGGAAGGGCCGAGUACGACAGGUGAUGUGUGGGGAGAACCACACUGCUGUCAUCACAGACAAUGGUCUUCUCUAUACCUUUGGGGACGGGAGACAUGGGAAGCUGGGUCUGGGAGAGGAGAACUUCACCAAUCAAUUCAAGCCCACUCUCUGUCCACGCUUCCUUAAGUACAACGUCCAAGCGGUGACGUGCGGAGGUUGCCACAUGCUGGUUCUAGCCAAGCCCAGAGACAAGAGCUGCCAGGAAGUGACUCUGGAGGAGAAUGAUGUCACAGAGGACUACCUGGAGAAGUCCUACACAGAGCUCUUAGGGGACACCCUCACCUCCACCCCUGCUUCCCUGAACAGUAGCCUCUGCCCGGGUCAGGAGGAGAGAGAGGGUGGGUACUGGGAGCGUUCCCCGGAGCAGUUUGGGCUCAUGUUCCGGACCCUGCACCCCCUGACGUCUGGACACCUCAAUACCUCCGCACCCCUGCCCGUGUCCAGCCAGACCAUCCCCUCAGUCUGCCCCCAAGGAGCUAACCAACAGAAAGAAAAGCGGUCAGCUGAGAAGGGAAGGGAUGAGGGAGACAUGAUGGACAACGAGAGUGUUAAAGAUCUGGGAGACACCACGGACUUCCUCAACAUGACUCAUGUGAUGAAAAUGGACCCCAGUUACAAGACGUUGACGUUGUCCCCUGUACAGAAGGAUUUAAGAGCUGAAGAGGGGGAUGGACAUAAGAAUGAUGAAGAAGAAGAGGAGGAGGAAGAGGAGAACAACAAAGCAGAGGAGAAAGAGAAAUCUGAGGACAUGGAGGGACAAUCAUUACAGGGUCAGAGCCAGUCCACAGCAGAACCCCUCCAAGGACCAGAGGGUGUGAAAGAAGAAACUCUCCCAGACGUUGCAGAGGACUCAGGUCAGCCCAGCCCUUUGGCUCCGACAGAGGAGAGCUCUGCAUCCAGCACUCAGCUGCAGAAUCGAACAACAGAGGAGAAACCAAGAACCAACCAAGGACCAACAGAAAGCUGUUGCUGUUCAAACGCCUGUCCUCCUCCAAAGCCAAGCAGACAGAGGACAGUGCGGAAGCCCCAGCAGAGGGCACCGGCAUGGGAGCUGCCUGCCAGUGCCAAGGGUCCCUCUGCAGGGCUGGAGAACAGAGAUCCAUCAGAGACCAGCGCUAGUGGUGCCCAGCCCCCUCUGAGAGCACCCUCGGACUCUGGUGGUAGAGGUGCUCGCUCUACCACCUGCACCCUACUGUGA
Messenger RNA from Oncorhynchus gorbuscha (pink salmon), 2283 nucleotides. Its product is annotated as X-linked retinitis pigmentosa GTPase regulator-like. The transcript is spliced from 17 exons. The coding region runs from base 154 to 2283 and encodes 709 amino acids. The record is from RefSeq and is a predicted model, not a curated record. NCBI's taxonomy places the organism in Eukaryota, Metazoa, Chordata, Actinopteri, Salmoniformes, Salmonidae.